UUCCUUUGCUUCAUUCAUUUCCAUUUUGCUUCUAAAACAACUAGUGUACUAUUCAUCACUACAAAAUCUAAUCUAUAUCUUUCUGUGUAUCUAUCUAUCAUGGCGGCACCACUAAUGUCACUCCCUCUAACCACACCCACCAUUUCUCAUCACCCACAACCACAACCUCCAACACUAUCUUUCACAACAAUCAAACCACCAUCAUCAUCAUUAUCAUCAUCAUCAUCAUCAUCAUCAUCUUUAUCUAACAGUAGUAGUAGUAACUAUUCUUCAGAUGGGUUUUUCAAAGCAAGAUUUGGGUCUUCUUCAGUUUUAAGAGGAGGUGGAGCUGCUGGUGUUUUGGAAAGGCCUGCCUUAGAUCAAUCUCAGUUUGACCCUGCUACUCAACUCCAAGAAGGUGGAGAUAUUGGACGGGUUAGAGACAAGAAAAACACUGGUAGUGGAGAUAGUUACAAAGUGCUUUUGAUUGAUGAUGCACGUCAUACCGAGAAGCUAGUGGUAAAAGUGUUGCCUCAGGCUGUUCCAGCUGUUACACCUGAUGAUGCAAGCAAACUCUUCCAUGCCUCACGAGAAAAUGGACUGGCUGUGGUUCUGGUUACAGUUAAGGAACAUGCAGAGUUCUAUGCCCAGAUGAUGAUGCGCAAAGGACUACGAUCAACAAUAGAGCCAGAUUCAACCACUGUAUGAUUUUCCUAUACGACUACAUUUUUUGAGCUGUAGACUCGGUGAGAGCAUUUGGACUUGAUGAGGUGCUCUCAAAAACCAAUUUUGAUGGAGCCAGUAGAAAUAUCGCUAGCAUUAUAUAGACAUCGACGAACAACAUAGUAGAUGUGUAAACAUGCAUUCUUUCUUCGGGUUGCAUAUAGGCUGACACGCCUUGUCAUGAAACACGACUAGUGAAUGUAAAGAAGAUUAAACAAUAGAUACUUCUAAUAUAAUAUAUAUGUUGUGACUUGUGAUUUAUCAAUCA
Erigeron canadensis is the source of this 970-nucleotide messenger RNA. RefSeq names its product ATP-dependent Clp protease adapter protein CLPS2, chloroplastic-like. Gene Ontology annotation, biological process: proteolysis; protein catabolic process. Lineage: Eukaryota; Viridiplantae; Streptophyta; Magnoliopsida; Asterales; Asteraceae. The record is from RefSeq and is a predicted model, not a curated record. Bases 100 to 687 code for a protein of 195 amino acids. The transcript is spliced from 4 exons.